Molecule: messenger RNA, 2030 nt
Organism: Wyeomyia smithii (pitcher-plant mosquito)
Lineage: Eukaryota; Metazoa; Arthropoda; Insecta; Diptera; Culicidae
Product: eukaryotic translation initiation factor 4H-like
Exons: 4
Coding region: 47-1060 (337 amino acids)
Molecular function (GO): RNA binding
Source: RefSeq, a predicted model, not a curated record
GGGAUUUUUCCUGCGCUCGCGACAGCACUGCGCUUCAAUAGCAAAUAUGGCAGGCAGAGGUGGUCAUGAUAAUAACAGAUAUGGAGGAGAGCGGCAGCGUAGACCGCUUCCAACUGAGCCUCCGUUCAUCGCGUAUGUUGGCAACUUACCGCAAGGUGUUGUGCAAGGAGAUCUUAAUAGUAUAUUUAAAGAUUUCACGGUGAAAAAUAUACGCUUGGUUAAGGAUAAGGAAACCGACGUAUUCAAGGGAUUUUGUUACGUCGAAUUUGAAACUUUGGAAGAGUUGAAACGAGCGUUGGAUCUCGAUGGCAUGAUUGCCCUCAACGAUAGUGCAUCCACUCUGCGGAUUGAUAUCGCAGAGCAAAAGAAGAAUGAUCGCGGUGGUUUUAACAAACGAGGUGGACCUCCAAAUCGUGGCCCCGGCGGAGGAUAUAACAAUAAGGGAGGGAAUAAUAACCGGCAAGGAGGUGAUCGGAAUUAUGGUAAUGACAACUACGGGAGAAAUGACUAUGAUAGAAAUCGUGGACGUUCCAAUAAUUAUAACGAAGAUCUAUCAUCGUCUAUGGACAAAAUGAAAGAUCUUUCGUUUUCAGAUCGUGGUCCAAAUCGUGGUCGAUAUGGUAACUUCAAUGAGGAAAUCGGUGGUGGAGGAGGUCGUGACGAAUGGACUCACGACGGACGGAACGAUCGAGGGGGUGAUAGUUACAACCGGGAUGGUGAUCGGUUUAAUCGGUAUGGCGGUGGUCCUGGCAGUUCCGGCGGGGGGCGUCGGGACCAUCGCGAUCAUGACAGAAGAAAAGAUCAUCCACCACCCGGUUUAGCACCGGCACUUAGUUUGGCGGAACGUGACGCUGGUAGGCCCAAGUUGAACUUGAAACCACGUACCGUGGCUGCUCCAUUAAAUGCGUUGGCAGACACAAAGCAAGCAGCCGCUAUAUUUGGUAAUGCACGACCGCGUGAAGAAAAACUAGCAUCUGAGGGCAACAGUCUAGAGGGGUCUGAACGUAAGACAUCUACAUCUUCAUCAACGGCAGGAGACGACAAAAAUGGGCCGAACUAAAGCUCUUCUUUAAUCCUCCUUUUCCUUUUAUCAAAUGAGAGUGAAAGUGAUGUGACAUUUUUACUAACGGCAAGCAAAUAUAAAGGAAAAAGCAAAGCAGGUUUGUAACACGUAGCUACACACCCAUACAUGAAAAUACAUGCAUACAUACAUAAAUAUAAGCGAGAAGCGAUACAACCUAACGUAAAAAGUAUGUGUUUAAUUUAUGUUUUGAUUUUUACGCUUUUUUCUACGAUUUAAUAAUAACAUUAAAGAAAAACAAAAAAUUGCAAAAAGAAGGAAUGAAAUACAAAUAAUAUGUAAUUAUAUGCAAAUAAUUAUGGAAGCAGUAAAAUAUAUUAAUUACUAUAGCGCAUUGAUAUAUUCAAAACCUAAAAAAUUACUGAUAAAAUGAGAGAAAGCUGGAAACUGAAAUCUUACUAUAAGGAGGAUAAUAGAAAACAAAUACUUUUCGGGCUGAUGAAACAGGAGAACGUUGAUUACAACAUCGUUUAAAUUAUGCUAUCUUUUUACCCUGCAGCCCUGAAGAUUACGUUGAUCGUCUUUGUUGUUUGAGAUUCAUGAAUGGAAUUCUUUUAGUUAAAGAAAAAAAUACAAGAGCGACAACAGUGUAUGGACUCUUUAUACUAAGCAUAAUUUAGCAUGCAAUUUUCAACAGGCAGUGAAAGCUAUAAUUUAAUUUUUAUUCAGUGACCACCAACCGAGAACAGCGGAUUGUGAUUUGCGUUUUUCUUAUUUUGCUAUUAUAUAAUGUUCGUUUCAAAAGUAUUCAGUUAAUAUCCAUCUCGCGUUAUUCUUUUCGCUCUUGCUCGGUUAGGAACAUUAAAUUCAAUGGCAGAAAUGUAAAAAAAUAGUAAGGCAUAAUAUACAUCCUUAUGUUUAAGUGUUGUUGAAAUAAAUAUGAGAUGAAUGAUUAAACUGGAAAAUGGAUGAAUAAACUGAUGAAUCAACUGAUACUUGGAACAUAAAA